This is a messenger RNA of Physcomitrium patens, 2673 nucleotides long. Its product is annotated as protein neprosin. NCBI's taxonomy places the organism in Eukaryota, Viridiplantae, Streptophyta, Bryopsida, Funariales, Funariaceae. The record is from RefSeq and is a predicted model, not a curated record.
AAGAAUGCGGAAGAGGUCGGGACUUACCUGCACUGCAGUAGUUGUGGUGAUUGAUUCACUGACACUGGGCCUCGGCUGUGAAUUGGUCGUCUUCUUCUUCUUCAGGCGUAAGACAACAUUGUUAAGCGCAUCACUUGUUUUUUGUUUUUAGAUGUGGAGGUUUUCAACCUCUAAUCAAUGACUAGCAAAGUUUCUAGAGUUUCAACUUCGAUAGUUUAUUGGCUUGGUUUGUCGUUGCAUGCGACGGUAUGGGCUGCAGGUUGCUAUCUAAUGGAAAUAGUGGAGCUUCAGUGGAGCAUGUUGUAAUGGGUAGUUCCAUGAGGUGGCUAUUCCUGGAAUGAUCCUGCCUGCUUUUGGUGAUGUACGGAGGAGAACGGGAGACACUGUUUCUGUUCAUUUUUGAUGAUGGGCUUCGGUCUGUAGCAGGAGGAGUUUUUUGCGCUGUGGCGAUUGUUGGGUUUUAUUUUGAGGUUUUGUGGUUCUGGUUGUGCGGAGAGAGCUGAGUGCCUCGGGUUACUGCGAUGAAAUCUAGUAUGGGGACUAAGCUGGAAAAUAUUAGUUGCGUAGGUGAAGUAGCAUUCGUGGGUAUAAGUCUCAUUUUGUGCAAUCUCGUAGCUGUGAGUGGAACUCCCUUUCCGGUUCCUCGUCGGCCACUGCCGACUGGGCACAAGAAAAUGCGGGCGCUCGCCGGUUUUGAGAGUCUUAAGGGACAGCUAUCGGCUUCGACGGCAACUGAGAAGACAUCCAUAACUUUAAGCGAUGGCGAUACAGUGUUGUGCAUCCCAAUUGAAGAACAACCGUCCCUGUCUCAUUUGGACAGCCCAAACAUUCAAUUAAAGCCAUCAAAUCACCCAGAACCGGAAAGUAGUCCUUCAGAAGUCCAAAAUGAUGUGAAGAUGGCAUCUCAGGUUUUUGCCAAAGAGAUUGGCAAGUGUCCCAAAGGGCAGAUACCCAUGCGCACGGGUCGCAACUCUCCCUUGUAUCCUACCGCAGGAGCAGGUGGUCCCACCCAGGAAGUGCAGAGCUCCAGCACAUCUUCACGUCAGUACGUGCACCACCAUGCUUACACUGCAACGACUAUAUCUCAUCCUCCGUCCUACAAGGGCACCGAAGUGGUGAUGAACGUAUGGCAACCAUUUGUGGAGCCCGAAGAUUUCAGCCUUGCCCAGCUAUGGGUAAUGAAUACGGGCUUAUCGUUCACCCCCGACAGCAUUAACUGGCCCAUGAACUCAAUCGAAACUGGCUGGCAGGUUUACUCGGAUCUGUACAGCGACAUGCGUCCUCGACUAUUCGUCUACUGGACAGGAGACGGGUAUGUAAAAACAGGUUGCUAUAACCUAAACCAAGAUUGUUCGAGUCUAAGUCCAGGAUUCGUGCAAGUGAGCAACAAGGUUCUACUCGGUGGUGCAAUAUCGCCACCUUCCGCUGCAAAUUCAGAACAGUAUGAAAUCAGACUGCGCGUAUUCAAGGAUGAUGACUCCGGCAAUUGGUGGCUUCAGUUCAACCAGGAUUACGUCGGCUACUGGCCUAGUUAUCUCUUCCACUCGCUCCAAAACACGAGCGACUUGAUCCAGUGGGGUGGGGAGGUCUUCGAUGUCCGAGACGAUAAUAGUCAGACAAAGACGCACAUGGGUAGCGGUGACAUUCCCGCUUCGGGUUUCAGAAAGGCCGCCUAUCAGAGGAACUUGCAAUAUGUUGCCAUGAACAACAAACUGUACCAAGUCCAAGACUUGCAGGCUGUGUCCACGAAGCCCACCUGCUACACCGUGUCUUCAGGCAGCAGUAAAGCCUGGGGCACUCAUUUCUAUUACGGUGGUCGGUGUUGAAGGAUCACGGAGCUGAAAGAGCUUGUGCUUAACUCAAGCACACGGCAUAGACAAGCACCUUGGCUGAGCCCUUGUUUAUCAUGCACACAGCUAGUGUUCCUUUUUAACGUUUGGAGAGAUAUACCAUCUUUCCACAGCAAACUAGAGAAGCAGCACCCAAAUUCAGCGACAGGCAGAUCCUCGCAGUUCAGAUUCCCACAGCUCCAUCAACUGUAUGAGCCACUUCUGUUCACAUGCUGCUUUAGCCAUUAUUCCUCCAGCUUUACUUUCUGUGUUGGAGGUAUCAAGAGGAAUUCGAGACGCACCAAACGCCCACGUUACCUCGAAUUGUGAAGGAGAGGAGAUCAAACUCAAGUGAUAUUUGUGCCUCUUCCUAGUAGCCGUCUCCUAGCACCGGUGUCCCGAAGUGCAAGGAUAGCAGGUUUUCAAAAGAUAAGCCAUCAGUUGCUCCCCAUGCACAUUGCAAUUAAUGAAUAGGGAAAACUAAUUUCAUUGUACGCCUUUAGAGAGGUGAUCCUGUCAAUCUAUCAUACUUAACAAUUCAGCGUCAUAUUUCUUUAUAGAUCUUCCAAUCGAAAGUUGGCAACGAUGCAGUGGUCUGCUGAUUGUCGCAAAUCAGGCAUGUCAACGUCGGUUGGUACAUUUAUUUUUAGAAACUACGAAGAAACAUGGAUUCUGCGAUACGAGGAGGUAUCGUCUCAAUGUAGAGCUUAGUGGUGAAAAACUGCGUGCAAAGGGUUGCAGUUGCUCUAAGUUUCAUUUGCUGUUCAAGUGACAAGGAAUUUUGAUGGAUUACUCUUGUAAUGAUAAUUGUAGUAAAAUAAUAACAUAAUUCUAAUUUUAAUUA